CAAAGCCUAUUCUACUCUCUUUUGAGGUGUUCAUCAUCAAGACAACGGAAUUACCACUCUACCCUUAUCCAAACUCUACCCUUAUCCUGGAGGACUCGCCGGAAAAGCUGCCGGAGUCGUCAUCCGCCAGAAACAAUUCUAAAUGACAACUAGGCAAUUUGUUCAACUCUGCAUAUAUUUGUUAGCCGGAAGUUCAUUUAUAUGGUCACCUGGAAACUGUUCGGUUGGUGAUUCAGUAUCAGGUCAGCACAGGGAUUCCAUUUUCUGAAGCUUGAUGAGAAAGUUCCCCAAUUGUUACAAUCCUUAUUGGAAAGAUUUACUUCUGUUGUACCUUCUCUCUCAAUUUCACAUUGGUAACAGUAGGGAUCUGUAACAGAAGAUGGUCAAUCGACAUUUAUUUUUCUGUUAAUGUUUUUACAGUAUCUUAUUAAUUGGCUGCACUCUUUUUUCCUUGGCAAAACAUGAAGAAACACGGGCAUGUGUUUCAACAAAAGGAAUAAUGAAUUUGUGAAACCCUUAGAAUGACAAAACUAGAACUCCUCUCUGCAAGAGUCUGUGUUAUUCUUGUUGAAAUGACUUCUUUCAAAAUUAGCAUAGGACCAGCAUCACAACGACCAAUGUACAAUACAUGCUUCUCGUCAACUGUCCCAUAAUAAGUCGCAAAGAAUUAGUGUUUGGAAAUAUGGAGAAAAAAAUACUCCCCAUGUGAUUGAUGGCUGUGAUAGGGGAAAUAGCAUCAAGGGAAGGGUAUACGAAGUAAGCAUGGUAGUAGUGACCAUGCCUAAACAUUAAAACAAGCAAAUGCUGUUUUGCAUACUCUUAAAGCCAACCAAAAAGUAAACUUAAUGUUGUUUACUUGUUUUAAGAAUGGUACAUUAAAUGAGUGAUUAUACAAGACAAGGUUAGAAAUACAAUCUUUAGAGAGAAACUUUAGGGCAGCCUUUGCUGUACCUAGGGGUGCUCAUUUUAACCAGAUAAGCAUGUUAUCCGUACCUAUUUCCAAAAUCGGUUAUAUAAAACCAGAUAACUAACUCUAUGUAUGGUUUUGGCUCCAGGCCCAUAUUUUGGGCACUCAUCCGAUAUGUUGGACAUCUAUAUCCAAAAACAAAACCAAAUAGUUUCUGCUUAGCCUCUCCCUUUUCGCUCUGCUCUCAAAAAUUCAAAAUCCUUAAUCCACAAACUCUAAGUCCAUUACGCCGUCAUAAUUUUUUCCCCUUUCAACCACGUUCCAUCAUCAUCACACCGUCCAUUUCAAAUAUAGCAUUGUCAUCCAUUCUAUUGUGUUAUCAUGUGUACCAUUGAUCUUGUCGUAUUAAGCUUGUAAUGAAUUUUUGAAAUAUUUACUUUAUUAAGUUGUAAACCUAUGAUUGUGUAUGACUUAUCUAUGAAGUUUAACUCCAUAUUAAUUGUUUUCUUACUUAUUUAUUUCAUGAACGUUUCGACCCUAGGUUUAACCAGUUAAACCAAUUAAACCUUAAACCCGUUUGCCCUCCCUCCGGUCCGGUUUUUAAAACAUUGGUAUAAAGUGUCCUUUUUUCUUUGGAUCCUGUUGAACAUUAUAUUCCAUUUUCGUUUCAGGUGGUUGGCUCCCCAAAUCCUAGGUCUAAUAGUAGAAAUGCUAAAUCUUUUUCUCCCAUGAAGCAAUUUCUGAUGCAGUCUUAUUAUGACAGAUAUACGAGCUUACUUGAUUCAGACUUUGAAAACUUCAUGUCUCAUGAAAUCACUUCUGGUCUGUGUGAAGUGCUUCCAGAAAACCAUAGUUCCAUAUUAAGAUUGUCAGUUCUAAAACGUGAUCUUGUGGGUGAAGGUUCUCACCGCCGUGUGUCUACAUUAAUCAAAUUACAAACCCAACAGUUGAACUCUUUGUCUGAUCUUUUAAGCUACUCAUGUGAAUUAAUAAUUAUUGAAAGGCUGCCUUCUGGAGUUUUUGCUGAUCCAUUUGAAUUACAACAUCUUGCUCAACGCGGUGUGUUCAAUGAUAUAGCUGUCUUUGGUGAUACAAAUCUGGAGCUGCCUUCGUUCUUGUCCAAUCGAUCUGCCGUUGAAAUCCACUUAGAUAUUGAUCCAAAUACAUUGCUACAGCCAGCUGAUAUCAGCAUAGAGCUUCCUUUGCACGCACGAUAUCAACCUCUGAAUGAAAGUGGCUACUCAAUAGUAGAAUUUGGUGCACCGGAUACGAUACUGCGCUGCAGCACAAAGGAAAAGGUGGAAAAUAGCAGUUGUUUGUUCAAAUUGAAAAAUGAUGUUGCCAAUCUGUAUGAUGCUGGUCUAGUUUGGAGAAUACCAUCUGGAAAAAAGGCACACUCUGAUCUUGUCUCUAUCGUUACAUUUCUUACAGCCUUCUUAUCAACUCUUGUAAUUAUGGUAACAUCAUUGCAUUAUUUUAAUAGCAGAGUGAGUAAAGAUUUGAAACAGUCGUGAAGUUUUUUUAUAUAAGGAUAUUUUCUCAUCAUUCAUUAUUUGUUGUAUUUUAUGUAAGGAUAUUUUCUCAUCAGUCAAGAAAAAUAAUUUGCUUCA
Molecule: messenger RNA, 2517 nt
Organism: Lathyrus oleraceus (garden pea)
Lineage: Eukaryota; Viridiplantae; Streptophyta; Magnoliopsida; Fabales; Fabaceae
Exons: 5
Coding region: 1636-2421 (261 amino acids)
Biological process (GO): GPI anchor biosynthetic process
Cellular component (GO): endoplasmic reticulum membrane
Source: RefSeq, a predicted model, not a curated record